AUGCGGCCAUCACCCCUCACAAACACGCACUUCCACAUUUCUCGAGAUUGCGGAGGCAAGAGAACUAGCUGUGAAGCCACAACUGCAUCUUUGCAGUCGCAGAUCAAAGGAGAGUAUGCUCAGAAGGAGAUUCUUCGAGGCUACGCUCCAACGGUCGGCCAGCUUCAUGGGGGGCGUCUCUUCACCUCCGCACUUCUCAAGAUUGCGGAAGAAAGCGAACAGCCUUUGUCACAAGGAUUACAUCUUUACGAUCGCAGAUUGAAGGAGAACAUUCUCAGAAGAAAGUUCUUCGAGGCUGUGCUCCGACGGUCUGUGGGCUUGACAAACGUGAACCUCUCACCUCUGCACUUCUCGCGCUUGUAG
Glarea lozoyensis ATCC 20868 is the source of this 363-nucleotide messenger RNA. RefSeq lists its product as uncharacterized. Lineage: Eukaryota; Fungi; Ascomycota; Leotiomycetes; Helotiales; Helotiaceae. The record is from RefSeq and is a predicted model, not a curated record. The transcript has a single exon. The coding region runs from base 1 to 363 and encodes 120 amino acids.